Molecule: messenger RNA, 1588 nt
Organism: [Candida] anglica
Lineage: Eukaryota; Fungi; Ascomycota; Pichiomycetes; Serinales; Debaryomycetaceae
Source: the annotation of a GenBank genome assembly
UAUCCUCUUUUUUGGGUACCUUGAGGGGGACGACAAAUGUCGUUCGCAUAUAUUUGUUACACCACGACAUUUCGCUCAAAAAUCGGAAUUGUACCUCCGUAGGUCGUGUUUACACCAUGCGGUCCUCAUCGUUCCGUACCCAAGGGAUAGGCUAUAAUCUCAAAGAUACACAACAAUUCUAAAUAGAAUAGUGAUUUCGUUGAUUGAAUUUGAAAAACAGACACUCACUGCAGAACUAGAGGAAUAUUCCAAUCUACAUUCUUUGUUUUUUCAUUCUUGAUUGCAUUUAGGUUAUUUCAUUCCAACCCCUAUAACUUAUCUAAUAUUCAUAUCCCAUAAACAUCCUUAGAAAUAUGUCUGCCAUUUCAAAGACUGCCAAGUUGGCUGCUCAAGCCAUCAAGACUUCUUCUACUGCCAGAACUCUUCAAGCCGCUGGUCAAUACCAAGCCUUGAGAAUGACCGGUGAACGUACUGCCUCCCUGGCUUCUGGUCCAAAGACCAUGACUGUUAGAGAUGCUUUAAACUCUGCCAUUGCUGAAGAAUUGGACCACGAUGACGAUGUCUUCCUCAUGGGUGAAGAAGUUGCUCAAUACAAUGGUGCCUACAAGGUUUCCAGAGGUCUUUUGGACCGUUUUGGUGAAAGAAGAGUCAUUGACACCCCAAUUACUGAAAUGGGUUUCACCGGUCUUGGUGUUGGUGCUUCUCUUGCUGGUCUUAAGCCAAUUAUUGAAUUUAUGACUUUCAACUUUGCCAUGCAAUCCAUUGAUCAUAUUGUUAACUCUGCUGCCAAGACUUACUACAUGUCUGGUGGUACUCAACCAUGUAACAUUACCUUCCGUGGUCCUAACGGUGCCGCUGCUGGUGUUGCUGCUCAACAUUCCCAAUGUUACGCUGCUUGGUACGGUUCCAUUCCAGGUUUAAAGGUUCUUUCUCCUUACUCCGCUGCUGACUACAAGGGUUUGCUUAAGGCUGCUGUUAGAGAUCCUAACCCAGUUGUUUUCUUGGAAAACGAAAUUGCUUACGGUGAAUCUCAUGAAAUGCCAGAAGAAGCUCUCUCUACUGAUUACGUUUUGCCAAUUGGUAAGGCCAAGAUUGAAAAGGAAGGUUCUGAUAUCACUUUGGUUUCUCACUCUAGAAACGUCAUGCACUGUCUCCAAGCUGCUGAAGAAUUAGAAAAGCAAUACGGUGUUAAGGCUGAAGUUGUUAACUUGAGAUCUAUUAAGCCAUUGGAUGUUGAAACUAUCAUCAACUCUGUUAAGAAGACCAACCACUUGGUCACCGUUGAAGCCGGUUUCCCAGCUUUCGGUGUCGGUUCUGAAAUCUGUGCUCAAAUCAUGGAAUCUGAAGCCUUUGACUACUUGGAUGCUCCAGUUGAAAGAGUCACUGGUUGUGAAGUCCCAACUCCUUACGCUAAGGAAUUGGAAGACUUUGCCUUCCCAGACAGAGAAGUUGUCAUGAGAGCAUCUAGAAAGGUUUUGGGUUUGUAAACUGGAAAUGAUAUUAUUUGAAAUAGAAAUGAUGUAAAGACUUGUCUAUAUAUAUAUAUAAAAAAACCUUUACUAUAAUAUAAAAUGUACACAGUAAUUAC